Drosophila albomicans is the source of this 821-nucleotide messenger RNA. RefSeq lists its product as uncharacterized. The coding region runs from base 166 to 423 and encodes 85 amino acids. NCBI's taxonomy places the organism in Eukaryota, Metazoa, Arthropoda, Insecta, Diptera, Drosophilidae. The transcript has 2 exons. The record is from RefSeq and is a predicted model, not a curated record.
UGUCAGUCAUUAUUCUAGAUCAUACUUGGCUAUGGAUUUGAAAGUCUGAACCUUCCGGCUAGAUUCUUUCUUAUUCCUCAUUCGUUUCCUUGUGCUCGUACGGAAUACAAGAUUCAAAUUCAACUUCAAAUUUACUAAACCAAUUUUUCGUAUUAAUAUUCAAGAAUGGGUGAUGAAGCAGCUGCCACUCCUGCCCCAGUGAAGACCACGACUUCGGGAGCUCAAGGCCUCAUUCAUGGCAACGCAUGGUUAACUGCAGCUGCUGUGGCUGCCUACUCGACUCGUGCCCUUUGGCUGAAGAUGCGCAAGUUGCUGGCGGCAAAGACUAAAUCAAAGGAUGAAGCUGAUGAUGAUGAAUUGGAGCUCGAGGAGCAGCCGAUGCCUCCAGGUCUGAUUCAGACCGUUGACGUCUGCCCCAUGUAGCGGGGAAAACGGAUUACACUAACACAACACAACAAUACACAUUUGCGUACCUACACAUUGUAUAUAAGGACACUGAUGACAUGGAAGACCAAAAAACACGUUGGAAUUCUUGCGAUUUUAGGGGGGUCGCAAGUUAUUAGAACGCUGUCUUAAAUUUUGCUGUUGCCUAAUUGUUUAAUUGAGAUGUCGUUUGUGCUGCGAUGACAAGUGAGGUGUAGAAACUGAACAAACAUAAUAAGCUGAUAAAUAAAUAUUAAGAGUGGCAUUCACUUUGUAUAUGGAAAAAAUGUUUAUUUCUUUCAUUCUUAUAAAAAAUAUUACUAUUGUGGCGGAUCUGCUUUAAUUUUCUGAACAAGUCUACUGAGUAAAAUUUGGAACUACGCCACAUUAACAAAAAU